AGGGAAGAUUUGUUCACAAGUAUUCAUUGGCAUGUUACAAGGUGGUGCUUUUAGCAGGAUGCUAUAUCAAGUUGAUAAGAAAGAUACUAAUGAAGAAUGGUUAUGCAAAAGUUCCAAUUCCAAAUGUAAGAUGUUUGACACUACAAUUGGUCACAUAGAAGAAAUUAUUAUGGAACCAGAUUUUCAGAAAUUACAAAAUGACUUUCUGGAAAAAUACUACGUGUGUUUUGAAGAUAAAGAAGAAAAUAAACUCGAAUAUAUGGAUAUAUUUCGAGAAUACACAGAUUUAAUAGAAUCGUACAUCGAAACAGAAUUAAAUAAAAGAAUUCCAGAUUUCAAUAUGGCACAAUUUUUAAAACAAAUGCAGGCUUCCAAGAAUGAUUUAGACGGUGAAGUUUUUGAUAUACUGUUCAGUUUUACAGAUUUUCUUGUCUUUAAGGAAAUGGUCUUAGAUUAUAAAGCAGCUAAACAAAGAUCGAUGACUGAUUUCAGCAUGAGUUUGUUAAUUACUUCUUUGACAGAGAAUUUGAAAACAAAAGACAAUAAUAGUUAAUGUGUGUUGUAAUUUAGAAUUUUUAUUUUUCCAAGUUUUCUUGUUACAACAAAACGGUUUUGGUACAAUCAUAUGAAUAAAUGUUUGUUUGAUAUUUUGCUGCCUUUUGAAAUGUUUGUACAGUUUUAAAACAGUUUAAUAAAUUUGAAUUUUUCAUUUACAAUUUAGCACUUAAUCAUAAUAAAAUGCUUUCAUGUCGGGUUUCAGUACCAACAUAAAGCUAUUAUAAGUAAAAACUCAUUAAGAUUAUUCAAGUUAAAAAAAUACUUGUUGUUUCUGGCCACAGUGGACCAAGAUAUUAAUCUUUUUUUUUCUUUUUUAACUUGUAAAAAUGAAAACAAAGUGACUUUCAGACAA
Molecule: messenger RNA, 910 nt
Organism: Centruroides sculpturatus (bark scorpion)
Lineage: Eukaryota; Metazoa; Arthropoda; Arachnida; Scorpiones; Buthidae
Product: ADP-ribosylation factor-like protein 2-binding protein
Exons: 7
Coding region: 32-553 (173 amino acids)
Biological process (GO): positive regulation of tyrosine phosphorylation of STAT protein; maintenance of protein location in nucleus
Cellular component (GO): mitochondrial intermembrane space
Source: RefSeq, a predicted model, not a curated record